Molecule: messenger RNA, 1039 nt
Organism: Lathyrus oleraceus (garden pea)
Lineage: Eukaryota; Viridiplantae; Streptophyta; Magnoliopsida; Fabales; Fabaceae
Product: B-box zinc finger protein 32
Exons: 1
Coding region: 206-913 (235 amino acids)
Molecular function (GO): zinc ion binding
Source: RefSeq, a predicted model, not a curated record
GAAUUGAGUGAGAUUAAUAUGAGUGGAUCAUAGAGGAGUUACAUAAUUAUAUAUAAGCUCAUAAGAUUAAUUCAUCAUUACUCAUCACAAACACCUUACUCUUUGAUCCAAGAAAAUAAAAAUACAUUUCUCAUCUAAAAAAUAAUAGUAAAUCAUUCAAUUUAUUUUUUCUUCAUUUAAGUUUUGAAUCAAGAAUUAUACGAAGAUGAAGUGCAACAAAGCUUGUGAACUUUGCAAUCAACAAGCUUCUUUCUAUUGUCCCUCUGAUUCAGCUUUUCUCUGCCGGAACUGCGACUACGCCGUUCACCGUGUUAACUUCCUCGUCGCUCGCCAUCACCGGCAUAUCCUCUGCUCCAAAUGCGAAACUUUCACCGGAAUUCACAUUACCGGCACCGAACUCCACCGCCUCCCAUCAACUUGCUGCUCUUGCUCACCGGAAAAUCAUUCCGAUGAUGUCGCCGAUUCUCAAUGUUCUUCUUCAGAGUCCUGCGUCACGGCACCAAAAAGGACUAUAACUCAAAGGAUGAAGACUAGUUCGAGUUUGAGUUCUGUUACCGGCGAUGGAUCUCAGAUCGGGACUAAAAGUGUUGAAUCGGUGGCGGAGGAGCUUUUUGUGAAAUGGAGCAGAGUGUUAGGGUUAGGAUUUCCGGCGAACGGAAAUCGCGUGGCGGUGGAGGCUUUGCGUGUGUGUUUGAGAACGUGGAAGCUACUUCCGUUGAAAGUGAGUGCUGCGGCGUCGUUUUGGUUGGGGCUAAGAUUGUGUAGGGACAGUUGUUUUGCCACGUUUCAGAAUCUGAUUAGGUUGGAGAAAAUAUCAGGAGUGCCAGCUAAGCUGAUUUUGGCCGCACAUGCUAAACUCACACGUGUCUUCAUGCAUCAAAUUGAAUGGCAAGAAGGAUCUGAUGAGUGCUGAGUGAGACUUUAACAAUAGCUAACCACCAAUUCAUUUUUAUGUAUCCUAGUUAGUUGCUCUCAAAGAAAAAAAAUCUAUGCUACUUAAUUUUAUCAUUUUAUUAAUAAUAUCCUACAUAGUUUAAUA